GGUGCAGCCCUGUCACGCCCACAGCGCCCCCUUUCGGCCCGGACGGCCCACCACGCCCCGGCGCCUAUGAAAGGGUACCAUGUCAGCCGUAGCAUGUCCCAGCAUUCCUCCGGUGGUGGCGGGGGAGGCCCUUGCCACUGCCCGCCUGAGGACUGUGAUGGCCCCGGCAGAGAAUACUACCAGGGUCACAGCGAUGGCCAAUACUACCCUCCGGGGGGUCAUGCCGAGGCUCUGGCACUGGAAAGGCAUCAUUCCCACUCCCACUCCCACAGCCACUCUGGAGGCGGUACUUUUCCCCGCUCCCAGCACCCACCUCUCCAGUCGUUUGACUCUUGUGAGGAGUGCCUGACCUCAGGCCACGGAGGGAAGAUGCACCGCAUUCCACCGAAUAUGGGUGACCAGUUUGAGAAGCAGGUGCCCUUUCAUCCCGAUGGUUUCCACACGCUGCAGUACCAGCGCACUGCUAGUGGGGGCGCUGAACAACGCAGUGAAAGCCCCUCCCGUAUCCGUCACCUAGUCAACUCCGUGCAGCGCCUCUUCGCCAAGUCACAUUCCCUGGAAGCACCAUCCAAGCGGGAAUACAACGGCACAAGAGGAGGUGGGGACUACCGUGGUGAGAGAGGAGGAGGUCACAGGAGUGGAGGGGAGGACGGUGGAGGCCACUACUCAGGCCACCAGUCUCGCUCUACCAGGAGGAGCAAGUCUCGAGAGCGCAGCAAGAGUGGAGACUCGAGGCACGAAUCGGGCCGACGCCACCGCAGCAGGACGGCGGGCUGGUGGAGCUCUGACGACAACCUGGACAGCGACAGCAGCUACCUGGUGAGCGGAGGCAGACGGGGGUAUCCCAGUGGACACGAAAGCCUUGACGCUGCCAUCCAGGAACUCACCAUGAAGAAACCCAAGGAUCACGGGGGUGGGCCGGCGCCCGGGGAGUGCGUGGCGUGUACCACAAUGGCUUUGGCUGGGACUGAGGGAGGGGGACACCAAGGACACCAUGGCCACUCAAUGAAGAGGAGCACCUGGUCAGCCAUGACAGUGAGUCAGGCCAGGGAGGUGUACCCGUCCACCAGGGGAGGAGCCUAUAAUAAAGCUCUUGUACCCCUGGAGAGCAAACUGAAGGAGAGGACCUUCCACUACCUGCAGGUCCCCUCAGAUGACUGGGGAGGCAGCUACGGUGGCGGCGGCCCGGGCGAAACCGGUGGAGAGAUCCCUUGCCGCCGCAUGCGGAGCGGCAGCUACAUCAAGGCCAUGGGUGAUGACGACAGCGUGGACUCCGACACCAGCCCCAAGGCCUCGCCCAAGUCCACCCUGAUCGCUCAGAGAGACGCCUUCCGACGAUCCAUCAGCAUGGAUCAGAGGUACUCGUGUAAGCAGUGCACAGAUUCCUACCCUACCAGCCGGACCACGCCCAAAACCCACACCCGCUCUCGUAGUUACACCCGCUCUCUGACCAGCUCACAGCUGGGGGACACAUUGAACCGUCAGUUUGAGGCCGUGUGUGAGACCAUGUUCGGGGAGGUGGAGUCCCAAGCCGUGGAGGCCCUGGAUCUGCCGGGCGUGUUUCGCUCCCGCAGCCACAGCUACGUCCGCGCCAUCCAGGCCGGCUGUUCCCAGGACGACGACUGCCUCUCCGUCUUCUCCAUGUCAGGCCCCCAGGGAAGCAUCAAGGGCGGGGCCGUCUUUCCUUAUCGUAAAGGUGCUCCUCCCCCACUCCCACCUCGCAUGUCCAAGUCUUCUCUCUCGGUGCGGGCCCAAAGCAGCACCGAGUCCACCCAGGACGCCUACUUCCAGAAUAGCGGACAGUUGGCCUCGGUCUCCGGGCGCCAGAAGCAGCACAGCAACUCUGUGGACAUGGGCAGCUCUGACGGACCCUCGGGUCGCACCUCCAGGGGGGGCUACUACACCGCCACGGGCUCUGGACGGUCCCGACAGCACAGUAACUCGGCAGAGAGCCUCGACGGGGUCAGGGGUUCACGAGAGCUGGUACCCUACGGAGGGGGUCCGGGGGUCGGGGUGAGAGCCAAACACAGCAGCUCAGCUGACAGCCUACUGGAGGGGCCACCAAGGCCGGCCAGAGAGAGGGAUGGCAGGGCUGGGGGUAGCCUGGGGAAAUCAGUCUCUCUGCCUCAGAACAGCCUAGUGCUGUGUAAAGCUGCAGGGCAGGAUGAAGGAAGAAGAAAGUGGAGUCCAUCAAUAGCUGUACAGGUGGACAGCUCGGGGACCCUGUCCGAUUCAGAGGGAGAGGGUAAAGCUCUGACAGAGGUCCACUCUAUAGGGGUCCAGGUGGAAGACGACAAAAGGCGGGCUCGCUUCAAGCGCUCCAACAGCGUGACGGCGAGCGUGCAGGCCGACCUGGACCCCGAGGGCUUCCCGGGGCUCAGCAUCGCCGUGCCAACGCAGGAUAAGAGUCUCCAGUUCGGCUGCUCCUUCCAGAGGCACUCGUCGGAGCCCGAGUCGGCCAGCCAGUACGCGGAGUGCCACCGCACCGUCCACACGCAGGGACAGUGGGCCUACAGAGAGGACUUUAUUCAGGGUGGCUACCCCAACGAGGCCUGCCCAGCUGACCCGCGGCCCCAUCCCCACCCGCACUUGCCCCCACGUUCCCACUCCCCUCUGCCCAUCACCUCUGAGCGAGCCUGGGCGGGAACACCGUCCCUGGAGGGCCCCCGCAGCCUGCCCGACUCGGGCCGAGCCUCACCCUGCAUGAGGGACGGAGAGUUCUUCUUGCGCCUCCUUCAGACAGAAGUGGAGAGGAUGGAGGGCUGGUGCCAGAACAUGGAGAGAGAGGCCGAGGAGAACGAGCUGCCCGAGGAGAUUCUUGAGCUGAUUCGAAAUGCAGUUGGCAGCGCCCAGAUGGUCAUGUCUCAGAAAGUCCAGCAGUUCUUCCGCCUCUGCCAACAAAGUGUGGACCCAUCAGCCUACCCUCAGCCCACCUCUCAGGACCUGGCAGGCUUCUGGGACCUGCUCCAGCUCAACAUAGAGGACGUCAGAGUCAGGUUUCAGGACCUCCAGAGGCUCAAGGACUCUGGUUGGAGGCUCCCACCUGAAAAGAAGGAGGACAAGAAGCUUCCUCCUCCUUUACCAAAGAAGCCAGCGGGUGGCGUGAGCGGCAGCCUCCGGGCCGAUAGCGCCGGUGACCUGGGCAGCGGAGGUGGGUCGGGGGGCCUGGUGGUGCCUCGUGUGGGCGGACACACCUUGCCCAUCAGGGAGAAGUCCCUGGACCUCGGGGAUCGUCAGAGGACGGAGGCGAGGAGGAGGCUGCUGCAGACCAAGAGAACCGCCUCCUUCAGGCAGAACUCGGCCACGGAGAGCGCCGACAGCAUCGAGAUUUACAUCCCCGAAGCCCAGACUCGACUCUGA
Messenger RNA from Pleuronectes platessa (European plaice), 3360 nucleotides. It is a transcript of the gene dlgap3, whose product is annotated as discs, large (Drosophila) homolog-associated protein 3. The record is from RefSeq and is a predicted model, not a curated record. Bases 67 to 3360 code for a protein of 1097 amino acids. Gene Ontology annotation, molecular function: molecular adaptor activity. Gene Ontology annotation, cellular component: postsynaptic specialization; glutamatergic synapse. The transcript is spliced from 11 exons. Gene Ontology annotation, biological process: signaling. Lineage: Eukaryota; Metazoa; Chordata; Actinopteri; Pleuronectiformes; Pleuronectidae.